AUGGCAGAGGUUAAAAGGCUACUUAAAGAAGCCAAAAAUGCCCUAGCUGCUGAAGAUUACGAUGAGGCAAUCAAUUGUUCCCUUCGCACUUUAAAAACCGAUCAAAACAAUUACAUCGCGCAUGUUUUCUUAGGAAAAGCCUACUCUUGCGUUGGAGAACUGAAAGAUGCCAAAAAACACUAUCUGCUUGCCCUUAAGCUUCAGCCAGAAAAUAUCUUAGCAUGGAAAGGAUUUUUCACGCUAUUUAGAAGUGAGGGCACUGUUCCUGAUGUUGUUACGUUCGAGGAAUAUUUCGAGUUUUGUGGAGAAUAUGCUGAAGUAUUACUUCAACAUCAAUUGCCACUGGUGGAUCUCAUUGAUGAUAUAAGGGCCUUUAAGAGUAGUCAUAAGGAUUGCCAGGAAGCGUAUCUUCGACACCUUUUACCUGGUAACGCAUUGGGAGAUCAUCUCGGAAGACACUUGAUGCCUCUCCAUGCCGUUUUAGAGGGCCUGAUUAAGAUCCUGGGCACCAGAGAGCAACAAUUAGUCUCAAAGAUAGUGAGCAGAGAGCGGCUCAAAAUUAGUGCCAGCGAUCCUGAGUACAGUUUGAAGAUCAAUGCCCUUGCGUGGGAAGUUUACAAAAACUCGGACAUGGACAACCUUUACCAGCAACUCAUAAACAUUACUGACCAAGACGUAGAAAGACGGACUAUUGAAUCAGAUUGGCUCGAAUAUCGUAUCAAGGUUUUGAAAUCUAUGCCUCCUAAUCUCAAAGGCUUAUUUUUCCUCAAGGUCAGAGAGAUGGUUUUCGAUAUGAUUAUUGUUGAGCACGAUUCUCUGCAUGCCUGGCUGCUUUAUUUCGAGUGGAAAGAUUACCAAGACCUAGAUCAAAUGGACGUCAAUAUCAUUUCGGCUUUUAUGCGAAGAUAUCCAAAUGAGCCCUUGGCGGCGAUUUUAUACGCAUGGAUAAGCUCGAGGUUCUCCUCCUACGACUCAAAAAAAUUUGACGAACAGGCUUUUGGAGGUUUAAAUAAGCAAGGUUCUUCCACUGAAGAUAUUCUGCAAUCUGUCACUGAUGAGAUCGAUGAGGCUGAGAAAAGCGAACUGCGUAGGUUGAUGGACGAUCCUUCGGAACAAUCAACAUUAGGAUUGUCUGAAGAAGAAGUCCUCAUAGCUCUCACUGAUAACAUUAAGCAAGCCCAGCAAAGCAUGCUAGCGCACCGCAUUAUCUCGAGGUAUUUACUGCACUCAAAGCAAUAUGAACAAGGGUUACAGUACGUCAGAACUGGUAUUACUCUAGUCGCUCAAAAUGUUAAAUCAAUCUGCGCCCAAGUUCCUAACUCCAAAAGAGAGCUAACCUUGGAUCUAGCAACAAUUUACACAUAUCAUGAAGGCCCCAAGAAUCACAAAGCGGCGCUUGCCUUAUAUGAGAAGCUUUUGGAAGAGGAGCCCACAAACGUUCAAGCAAAAAUGGGGAAAGGUCUUAUUUUAGUUGAAAGAGGCCUAUGGCAGGAAGCUUGCGAUCUUUUGACAGAGGUCGCUACUUCGUACCCGGACAAUCUAGAAGUCGCCUCAGAGUUAAGUUGGAGUAAACUUCAUUUAGAUGAUGUUGCCUUCGCAGAGGAGAAACUUCAAUUUGUUCUGGAUCACAUAGUAGGUUCUGAUAACAGGGCCAUGGAAUUUAGAGCGCUUAACUAUUUGAGGCUAGCAAAGACUUUGAUCAAAAAGCAGACGUUAAAUGGCGCAGAUCCGGGCAUGGAAAACAUAAAGAAGGCAUUCAAGAACUUAAUUCAAGCCAUUAAGGUCUCUGACACAUUUGCACCAGCUUAUUCCACGUUAGGCGAGAUCUAUGCGAACUUUUACGCCGAUUCCAGAAGAGCCUUUAAGUGCUACCAAAGGUCUUUUGAACUCGACGCCAGUGACCUUCAAGCAGCUCAAUACAUGUGCGAACGUCUUUGUAAAACAAGAAACUGGCAGACUGCCGCUGCCAUUGCCGGGAGACUGAUCAAGGAAGAAAAGGCGAAGAGGGCUCUACAAAAAACUAGUUGGCCUUUCAGAGUCUUAGGUUUAUCCUUCCUCGAAAAACAAGACGCGGGUGGAUCAAUUCAGUGGCUUCAAUCCGCACUUCGCGUUGACAGUGCAGAUGUUCAAAGUUGGAUAGGUUUGGGCCAAGCUUAUUUGGCAUGUGGGAGAGUUGAAGCCUCUUUAAAAGCUUUUGAAAGAGCUUUGAACCUUGAUCAAGGCAAUGUGUUUGCCAAAUAUUUUCAAGCAAUGGCACUGGCCAAUCUGGGUUCAUGUGAAGACGGCAUUGAGCUUUUGGAGCAGCUAACUGAGCUGAACCCUCAUGAACCGGCAUUUCAUAUCUCUCUCGGAAAUAUCCUCAUUCAAAGUUCUUUAACUUUAUGCCAACAAGGAUUUUUGACAAAAUCAGUAACGAAAGCAUCUGAGGCGAUUAGGAGGAUGAAAAUUCUCACAGAGGACAAAAGUUGUUCAUAUUCGUCUGUCUGGUUUAUCAUAUCAAAUGCACUACGUUUAUUUCUGAAGGUGCAAAGUAAACUAGAUCUCUUACCCGUUGAAGAACUUUUCAUCUGCUUUGAGAACAGUUCCUUCAAGUCGCGUCCGGACCUUGAUUUUGAUGACACCGACCUCGCGAGUAUUGCGGCAAAUGAAAGUGACGACAAUAUGUCCCUUGCAUCAAAGCUUUUAAUUCUUUCAGGAAAGUAUGCUUUGGGUGCGCAAGAUUAUAAUGACUUCUCACGUACAACACGCGCUGCAUUGUGGUAUAACAUGGGCGUCGACGAGCUUCUAGCUUACCAUAAUUUGAAACUUGCCAAAAACAGAGAUGCUGCUAUCUAUUCCCUGAAAAAAUCCAUUGAGUAUCAAUCUAACACUGCUGAAUCAUGGUUGGCUUUUGGAAUAGCAUCUUUGGAUUUAAAUCUCAGAGUUUCUCAACACUGUUUCAUCAAAGCUGCGGCUUUAAGCCCUCGAGAAGUCAGAGCGUGGUAUGAUCUUGCAAUACUGGCCCUAAAAAACAAAGAUUUCGGUCUCGCGAGAUCAAUUAUAACCAAGUCAUUGAGUAUGGCUCCCCAAAAUCCUUUGCCAUGGCUGGCAAUGGCUUUAACUCCUGGAAUAUCCGAGGAUGGGAAGAGUUCUUCCAACCUUUUAUCGCAUGCCUUCAUCCUCUCUAACGGUCGCUCAUCGGCGGCUCAAAUUUUAUACGCCCAGGAUGUGUUUUCGCAAACGCUGAGCUCAUCACAAAGCGAAUCAAGCAUUGAGGCUGUUCAACGCUUGACGGCUGCAUCGGAAGGGUUGGAUGAUUACUUGCGGAAGUUCCCUGAUGACACAAACGCUUUAAAGCAUGCCAUCGUCAUAUCGGAACGACUCCAUGAUUAUCGAUUAGCAGAGUUCUUUUGCCGUCGCUUAUCAACGUUAUUAGAAAUUCGUUUCGAAUCAGCUCAGGAUGAGUCACAAUUAAAGGAAUUCGGAAUCAUCAAGGCUCAAAUGGCUCGCAUUUCUCUAGGGUUUGGAGAAUACGAAGCUGCGAUUGAUGCCGCAAAAUUGUCGUUAGGGCUCUUACUGGAGAAUGAUGAUUUACAGACUUCAGAAGCGAUCAUGUCAAAUUACAUUGUUCUCGGUCUAUCCUCUUUCUUCUUGUCUGAUAACGAGGAAACCUUCAAUUAUUUUCAAACCGCGUUGGAACGGUUUGGCGAAACGAGACAAGUCAUUACUUUAAUUGCAAAAAUUCUUUACAGUAUGGAUUCACACGAGACGCGGGGACUUGCCCUCAAAGAACUCGUUGAUUGCCUUUCAAGGAACGAAGGAGAUCUCGUUGUGACUCUGAUGAUAGCUGCCAUUUCCUUACUUGAUGAUUCCCCCAACGACAUGAAAGCAGUCCUCCAAGAGCUGCAAGGACUCCCAUUGAAGACUCUCACUUUUGAUCAACAAAAAAAUGUGCCCUUCUUAGUGGAAAGGAUAGAACAACGGUUGGGCUUGAAAGAUAACGAAUUUGAGUGCUGGAAGCGUUCGGCAUUUUUCUUUCCUAAUGAUAGUCGUUCAUGGUCUAAACUUGAUCGAAAAAUAAGUGCUCGUGUAGCCACAGAUUCUCAAAGCAAGGUGACAGCAGGCCAGAUGAGCGUUUUAUGUUGCGAGCUUCAGGAUCUUUCGAAACUGCAGAGAGGUAUAUUUCUUUGCCCAUGGAGCACUAAAGCUGUCGGAAUGCUAAAAAGCUGUUUUAUAUAG
Messenger RNA from Lachancea mirantina, 4218 nucleotides. The record is from the annotation of a GenBank genome assembly. Lineage: Eukaryota; Fungi; Ascomycota; Saccharomycetes; Saccharomycetales; Saccharomycetaceae.